AUGACAAUUUUGUUGGAGUUGAAGGAGUAUUGGGGAAAUAAUUCAUCUGAUAUCUUCCAAAUGUGGAAUCUUAAUUACUCACCUUGUAGUAAUUGGCCAGGAAUUACAUGUUCCAGUGAUGGUUUUGUCACAGUUUUGUACAAGUGUUCAAGACUGGAAAUUCUUGAUCUUUCUGGUAACCAAUUCUAUGGACCAUUGCCUACGGAUAUUCAUCGAAUGUCUAGGCUAACUUUUUUGGAUCUCAUCGCGAAUCGUUUCGAUGGUACCAUUCCAAAAUCUAUUGCUUGGCUUACAAAGUUGAAACAUUUGUCUCUUAGUAAGAACAUGUUUGAAGGCACAAUUCCUCCAGAAAUCGGAAAUCUAUCGAAUCUUGAAAAGUUGGGCAUGGCAUACAUGAAGAAAUUCGAGUUUGCUAGUAUUCCAUAUGAGUUGGGAAAGUUGAAGAAUUUGAAAGUGCUACUGAUUAUACAGUCAAAUUUGAUUGGUAACAUCCCUGAAUCUUUUUCAAGCCUUUCGAGUCUCAAAACAUUGGAUUUGUCAAGCAACUAUCUGAAUGGAUCAAUUCCAGGCUGGUUAUUUCAUUUGAAAAGUUUGACAAAAGUAGAUCUUUCGUGGAAUCGUUUAUCUGGAAAUAUUCCAUCACAACUUGAUGAAGAUAUUGACUAUGAUUUGUAUGGUAAUUUUAAUCUCUGUACUUCAAAUACAAGCUAUGCUAGUAAAUAUCUACCCUCAUGCAGCUGUAAUCACAAACAAACCAGAACAAUAAUCUUAGCCCUAGUCGGGACGAUUUUGGUAGUUGUUAUUUUUAUACUCUUAUGCUGGAGGAAGAGGCAGGUAAUUGGAGAUAGGAAGUUCAUCCCUUUACGAAGAACGGAGCUCACGGAAUCAGAAAUUCCACUGAAUUUGACUGACGAGAACUUUAUUGGGAGAGGAAGAUGUGGAGACGUGUAUCGAAUUGCUGUCCAUCAAAAUGGAAGUCAUGUUGCUGUUAAACGAAUACGCAAAGAAAGGGAAUUAGACAGCAGAUUAGAGAAACAAUUUCUGGCAGAACUUCAAAUACUGAGUGAGAUUCAACAUCCAAAUAUUGUGAAACUAAUUUGCUGCAUUUCAAACAUGGACUCGAAUUUCCUGGUGUACGAGUACAUGGAAAAUCAAAGCUUAGACAAAUGGAAGAGGCAGGUAAUUGGAGAUAGGAAGUUCAUCCCUUUACGAAGAACAGAGCUCACGGAAUCAGAAAUUCUACUGAAUUUGACUGACGAGAACUUUAUUGGGAGAGGAAGAUGUGGAGACGUGUAUCGAAUUGCUGUCCAUCAAAAUGGAAGUCAUGUUGCUGUUAAACGAAUACGCAAAGAAAGGGAAUUAGACAGCAGAUUAGAGAAACAAUUUCUGGCAGAACUUCAAAUACUGAGUGAGAUUCAACAUCCAAAUAUUGUGAAACUAAUUUGCUGCAUUUCAAACAUGGACUCGAAUUUCCUGGUGUAA
This is a messenger RNA of Lycium ferocissimum, 1482 nucleotides long. Its product is annotated as LRR receptor-like serine/threonine-protein kinase RGI5. Gene Ontology annotation, cellular component: plasma membrane. Gene Ontology annotation, biological process: protein phosphorylation. Lineage: Eukaryota; Viridiplantae; Streptophyta; Magnoliopsida; Solanales; Solanaceae. Gene Ontology annotation, molecular function: protein kinase activity; protein binding; ATP binding. The coding region runs from base 1 to 1482 and encodes 493 amino acids. The transcript is spliced from 3 exons. The record is from RefSeq and is a predicted model, not a curated record.